UCCCUCAGACAACGACCAAUAGAGAAUUAUAUCCUGAAAGGUUUAUACAAUUAAUUUCAUUGAUUAAAUAUUUAGAUCACUCAUCUAUUGAAAACAUAGGAGUGACUUCUGUCAUCAUAAUAUUUAACUAAACCAUGACGUUUAUUAUAUGUUUGUUCACGUUAAUAUUACAGAGUGAAUACUUUACUUUUAGGACAUUUCCGGUAGUGUAGUGCUUUCACAACUUCCAAGAUGGCGGCCACCUUCGUUUCGUACUGGAGCGAUUCAGAUAAUGAGACCAAAUCUCAUGUUAAUCCCGAAAAGGUUGACCCCGAUGCUCUGGCACAUCUUCAACCGUUGAAAUCUGGCAAAACAAUGUCACUGUCUGUCCUCAAUUCAGCUCCUGAGGUCGCCGUAAAGGAGGCUGUGGAGACUGGCGUACAUCUGGACCCCUCUCUCAAAGAGGUCACCUACAACCCCACAUAUGAAACCAUGUUUGCGCCAGAGUUUGGUCCUGUCAACCCAUAUAAAAGUAAACGGAUGGCUGCACCCAGGAAUAUGCUGUCUGGCUAUGCAGAGCCUGCUCACGUCAAUAACUUUAUGUUUGAACAGCAGAGGAGGACCUUCUCCACCUUUGGCUAUGCUCUGGAUCCGUUUGUGGAUACAAGCCAAAACUCCUCCAGUAGCUACAUCGGUGCAGUGGACGAGGCAGAGAAAAAGAAAGGAUUGACUGUGUUUGAGGUUGGCCCAAAGAAGACUGACAAGAGGAAAAAGGUGCAAGGAGGUGAAGCGAAUGACAUUGACAUUGACAAUUACCUCGGGCCCUGGGCGAAAUACGUGGAUGAAAAGGACGGUGCCAAACCAUCAGAGGUGGAACAGAAGGAGCUGGACGAGAUCACAGCCAAGAGGCAGAAGAAGGGAAGGAACGGGGAAGAGGCUCCGGCGGCGGAGAAGACCAUUCUCCAUGUCAAAGAUGCGUACGACUACCAGGGGAGGUCAUACCUCCACGUACCCCAAGACGUGGGCAUCAACCGGCGUACUGCAGACAUCCCAGACAAGUGUUACCUGCCCAAGAAACAGAUCCACGUCUGGUCUGGACACACCAAGGGGGUCAGUGCUAUCCGUCUGUUUCCUGUGUCAGGUCACCUGCUGCUCUCCUGCUCUAUGGACUGUAAGGUCAAGAACUCUGUUGCGGCGGACCGCCACAGUAAAGCAGUGCGGGAUAUCUGCUUUAACAACACUGGGUCUCAGUACAUGAGUGCAGCCUACGACCGCUACCUCAAACUCUGGGACACCGAGACAGGCCAGUGUAUCUCCCGCUUCACCAACAGAAAGGUGCCAUACUGCGUCAAGUUCAACCCAGAUGAAGACAAGCAGAAUCUGUUUGUGGCUGGCAUGUCUGAUAAGAUGAUUGUUCAGUGGGACGUGAGGACAGGAGAGGUGGUUCAGGAGUAUGACCGUCACCUGGGAGCGGUCAACACCAUCACAUUUGUGGAUGAGAACCGCCGUUUCGUCAGCACAUCUGACGACAAGUCCCUCCGCGUGUGGGAGUGGGACAUUCCCGUGGACUUUAAGUACAUCGCAGAACCCAGUAUGCACUCAAUGCCUGCUGUAACACUCUCACCCAAUGGUAAGUGGCUGGCCUGCCAGUCCAUGGACAACCAAAUCCUGAUCUUUGGAGCCCAGAACCGUUUCCGUCUGAACAAGAAGAAGAUCUUCAAGGGCCACAUGGUGGCUGGCAAUGCCUGCCAGGUGGACUUCUCCCCAGACAUGAGCUAUGUGGUGUCUGGCGAUGCGGAUGGGAAGCUUAAUAUCUGGGACUGGAAGACCACCAAGCUCUAUCACCGGAUCAAGGCCCACGACAAGGUGUGCAUCAGCGCCCUGUUGCUGGGACAGACAGAUCAAACUCUGGGACUAGAAACGUGGGGGUGCAGAGGGACUCCCUCUCAUAAUUUAAUGGCAGCUGGUAUCCAGUCCUGUUUUAACUCAGUGUAUAUUUCUACACCAUCUGAAGAGGGGACACUGGUGGAUUGAACUUUGAACUGGUGAUGUUGACAAGCAGCUGUAUACAUUUGAAGUUGGAAGUUUACAUAGACUUAGGUUGGAGUCAUUAACUUGUUUUUCAACCACUCCACAAAUGUCUUGUUAACAAACUAUAGUUUUGGCAAGUCGGUUAAGACCUCUACUUUGUGCAUGACACAAGUAAUUUUUCCAACAAUUGUUUACAAGCAGAUUAUUUCGCUUAUAAUUCCACUGGGGCCGAAGUUUAAAAGCACAGUCAACUUAGUGUAUGUAAACAGCUUGAAAAGUUCCAGAAAGUGUCAUGGCUUUAGAAGCUUCUGAUAGGCUAAUUGACAUAAUUUGAGUCAAUUGGGGGUGUACCUGUGUACG
Molecule: messenger RNA, 2370 nt
Organism: Oncorhynchus mykiss (rainbow trout)
Lineage: Eukaryota; Metazoa; Chordata; Actinopteri; Salmoniformes; Salmonidae
Source: RefSeq, a predicted model, not a curated record